Messenger RNA from Prorocentrum cordatum, 4498 nucleotides. Lineage: Eukaryota; Dinophyceae; Prorocentrales; Prorocentraceae. The record is from the annotation of a GenBank genome assembly.
CGCCUGGCGUGCUGCGCGUGCGAGGGCGGACCACCUCCUUGAGCAGCACCACGGAGAGCAGCAGCACAACCGCUUCCAGCAGCAGCCCCGCGGCCACCACGGCUUCCGUGAGCACCACCACGUUGUCCAGCGCGUCCACUACCACGCUCUCAACAGCUUCGGGCACCAGCUCCAGCAACACAUCAGAGACCAGCACCUCCACAGCGACUGCGCAGGUCGUCAGCACGAUUAGUGGAACGAUGGACCUGGUGGUCUCCGACCCCGUCGCCUUCGUGAGCGAUGCCACCGCCGUGGCGGCUGUGACGGACAGCAUCGCCAGCCUGGUGGGCGUUGUGGCGAGUCGGGUGUCCGUGACUCUGAACAUCGGCAGCCGCCUCGAAGGGCCGAGCCGCGCCGUGGAGACCCAGCGGGGGUCAUCCACCGCUCCCGGUGAGCCAGCUCGAGAGGACACGGGCACUAGGGUGGUAUCUGCUACGAACAGCACGGUGCGGGUCAGCUACAGCAUCACGACCGUCGGUGGGCCAGACAUCAUUGACGAGCGGAACUCUGACAUUGUUUCUGCGCUGACUGCCUCGGGCGCGGCUUCGACCAUAGAGGACUUGACGACUGCCAACCUCCAAAGCCAGGGCGCAAGCUACACCCUGAUGGUGGAGAGCCUCAGCGCGCCGUCGAUCGACAACAUCACGCUCACGGUGACGUCGACGACAACAACGUUGAGCAUGAGCCGAACAACAUCCAUCUCGGUAACAGAGACUACUUUGUCAGCGACGGGGACUGCAUCGACUGCCACGACCAGGACGACAGCGACCAGCACUAUACCCAUCACUUCUACCACUUCCGUAAGCACCAUCACUAUAAGUCACACCACGCUAUCCUAUACCACAAUUGCUACGAGUACGGCUUCAGCAACGAGUAUCACUUCCACGGUGGCAUCGUCCAUAACAACGUUGAGCAUGAGCAGCACAACGUCCACGUCGGUAACAUAUACUACACUAUCAGCCGCGGAGACCACAACGACUGCCACGACGCAGCCGACAAUAACGACCAUAGCUGCGUCGUUCACUUCCACCACUUCCAUAAGCACCAUCACUAGCAGUUCUACCACACGAACCUAUACCACAACUACGGUCAGUACGACAUCAACAACGAGUUCUUCUUCCACGAGCAUCACACGUACCACUUCCACGUCGACUAGUUCUACACGUACUACCACCAGAACUUCUGCCACAACUACGACCACCACAACCAUGACCAGUUCGACAACCACAACUACUACCAGUACGACUAUCGGUGUCCUGACCCUCGUCGCGAUCCCCACAAAGCUGACCUCUUGCAACUCGCUACUCGUCCACGCUGGGGUGCCAGAUGACACCACCGAGCUGUCUUGGUCGUGCGAGCCUGUCACUUCGCAGCUGUGCGCCGACGUCCUAUCUGUGGCUGCAGCGGGCACAGUCGUGACCACGCUCCAGCUUUCCAGUGACCUCAUCUCUGACGCAGCGGCAGCGGACGCGGGGUUGUCUUCUCCAAUGUCCGUGUGGCUGCACGCGCACGGUCUGAAUCAGCACGGGGACCAGUCGCUGGGGUCUACCGCAUUCACCUUUGAUUUUGACAGGGCUGGCUCGGCGUCCCUGAGCAAGGCCAUCAGCACCACGGAGUACACCUUGUUGGAUGAUUACGUGCGCCUCAGAACCAAUGUCAUGCUCUGCGACGGCGCUGCAGCUGGAGGAGGUAUCGAGGUCGCCUGGAGUUGGAGGGCCAGCGGCGGGCUGCUGUGGACUGAGUGGAUCAAUCCCGCUGGCGUCGCGUACGCGUCGCUCAAGAUGCCGGUCAGCGAGCUGGGUGCUGCGGGGAAUUACGAGGUGAAGGCCUCCAUCGUCGGCUCCGAGGCUGGAGAUGUCACCUUCAGCGUGACGGUGGGCGACAUUCCGCCCCCAGAUGUGCGCUUGGCGCUUCCAGCCGAGGCGUCGAGGGGUUGUGGCUUCCUGAUCGACGCCUCGGGCUCGACUGACCCCAUCGGGUCAGACCUGUCCUUUGCGUGGGCCUGCGAGUCUGACAACUCCUCCGAGCUCGCUGCCUCAGUCGCGGCAACUGCAGCCUGCAGCGCGGUGGUGGCAGGUGCGACAGCUUCUUCAAUCGCUCUCCCCAGCGGGAGCCUGCUCGAGGGUGCCUACCGCUUCAUAGUCACCGUCUCCCGCGCGGAUGCCAAGUCGACUACGCAGGGCAGCGUGCUGGUCACCAGCGCCGCGCAGCCCGUGGUCUCCUUUAGCUGGCUAGCUGCUGAGGUGUCCCCGCAGCAGCCGCUGACAGUCUCCGCCUCAGUUGCCGAGUCAGCAGGCUGCACCGCGCCAGCCUGGAAGACCUGGUGGCUCCUAGCGCCCAGUGGCUCCAGCGCGACACAGCUGACGGCGCCCGCGGCGACCAGCCUCGUAGAGCUGUCGGUGCCCUCGCUGUCCGCCGCGUUCGGCACCUACCAGCUGCGACUGGUGCUGUCCGAGUCGGAGUAUUUUGGCUUCGCAGAAGACAGCAGCAAUGCGGGGGUCGGCGGAUACGUGUUUGAUUCUGCCUACUUUCUGAUUGACGAGCCACCCGCUGGCGGCUCCUGCAAUGUGUUCCCGGGCGGAGGCAGCGCCACGCUGACAAAGUUUACGCUUUUCUCAUCCGGUUGGCUGGACGACGACCUGCCGCUGCUCCACAAGUUCUCCAGAUGUUCUGGAACUGCCAGCGACGGCUGUGACUCGUGGAUCACCGUGAGCGCCUACUCGCAAAGUGGAACCAUGCAGAACGUCUUGCUGUCCACGCCCGGGACCGUCAGAAUCCGGGCCGACGUGAAAGACGCGCUCGGCUCUUCCAGCGCGGCCGUCACCGAGGUGGAAGUCACCGAGCUGGCCGAGGCAGUCAGCGACGACGCUCUGCUUGACGUGGCAGUGUCGGUGGCCAGCUUUGGCGACCCGUUCGCCACCUUGGCGGCCUUGUCGGCGGUGGCGGGUAGCGCCAAGAACAGGGGCCAGGAGUUCUCCGGCACUCUGCUCGACAUGAUGUCGGACAGCGGCGCCCUCUCGGAUCCAUGCCCCGAGAGCAUCGACGCUACCACGACCGCGCUGCAUGGCGUCGUUGCGUCGGCGUCCACUAUGCUGUCCUCGGGUGCAGGCGACGGCGCCAACUCGACCGUGCAGGAAGUCGUCAUGGAGGUAGGUGUCGCGGCAAAGGCCGCGGUGCUGGUCACCAACAUCGCGGUGGCCGCGACGGGCAUGGACGAGGGCAUGGAUGUAGGGACCGCCACGCUGCUGAUAAGCUCGGUGGCCACACUGCUGAACAGCGCCACGGUAACCCCGAUUGCCAGGAUCAUCAACGACACGUUGGACAAGCAGGUGGCGAACCAGAAGGCACUCAGCAGCCAGUUGCAGCUGGCCAUCGAGGCCGUCGGCGACGCCGUCAUCCAAGCCAUCUCACUGGGCGAGACGGCGACCUUGAGCUCCAGCAGCGGCCUGCAGCUCAACGUCAUGAAAGCGGACAACGGCGCGCUGGCGGAACAUGGCGCCACUGUGGGCAGCUUCACGCUCCCUCCGAUGCCGGGCCUCGGCUCAGGCCGUCGCCUGCACUCCGGGCGCAGUCUCGCGAGCGCGGAGGCCAUCGGCUUGCAGAACGCGGUGUGGCACCAUAACCCCUUCUCGUACGCAGGCUCGACCGCCCCUGCGCCCGAAUCGAGUACUGGAGUGGUGAGUGAUUUGAGCAUCGUGACGGACGGCGUGCGGUCCUUGAGCAUCCGGCUGGACGGGGAGGAGGUGAUGAUUAGGGACCUGGAGGAUCCCAUCAUUAUUGGGUUGCCGAGGCACUCAGACGCCGAUCGCAUGAUGUUGUCCUCGCAGAGGAGGCUGGUGGAGCAGGUGGAGGAAUGCAUGUAUUUCAACCACACGAGUGAGAUCUGGUCCACCGAGGGUUGUUCAGUUGUGGAGGUCCGCGGAGACACGCUCAUUUGCGCCUGCAACCACCUCUCUUUCUUCUCCUCGGCCCUGGGUAGCUUGACGUUCCUGAGCGGCUUCUUCUGCCCUGACGUGGCAAUCCUAUCCCCAGCAGGCUUUGCGAACCUGGGCCAGGGCCAGUGGGCUCAACAGCGGGGCGGGAUGGUGCUCUGGAUGCUCCUGACAGUGCUUUUGGUAGUUGCCCUCGCUGCGCUCUGGUCGCAGGGCACCUGGAGGGCCAAGCCCAGCUUCUGCUUUUACUCUGACGACUACCGAAGCUACUCGAACAUGGCCGUACUCAAUGAUAUGAUGAGCGCGGGACAGAUGAGCGGCACGUCCAGGCCGAAGAUGAUCUUCGCCUUCAUCAUCAACGCCGUUCUAAGGCUCCAGCUGGACUACGACUGGGAUGAGCUCUGUCAGAAGAACAUGUUCGACAUCAUUCGGACGCUCGUCUUCCACAAGGCGAUGGUGAUGUGGGUCACGGCCACCAUGGGGUUCUCCGAGCUAGACCUGCGUUAUUUGCGCUAUGGCAGCGUGGU